Caenorhabditis bovis is the source of this 429-nucleotide messenger RNA. The record is from the annotation of a GenBank genome assembly. NCBI's taxonomy places the organism in Eukaryota, Metazoa, Nematoda, Chromadorea, Rhabditida, Rhabditidae.
AUGGCGAUACUAUCGUCUCCACAAAGAAAAAUGGUCCUUUCCGAGGUCUAUGAAUGGAUAAUGAAUGAAUAUCCAUAUUUUCGAACACGCGGAGCCGGAUGGCGCAACUCGAUUCGUCACAAUCUUUCGCUUAAUGAUUGUUUUGUGAAAGCCGGAAGAGCCGCGAACGGAAAGGGUCAUUAUUGGGCCGUGCACCCAGCAUGUGUGCGCGAUUUCGAGCGAGGUGACUUCCGACGUCGUCGUGCUCAACGUAAAGUUCGACGACAUAUGGGGCUCAGUGUAGACGAGGACGAUUCAUCCGAAGAUGAGCUACCACACGAGGAGGCUCCGUUGUUCGCCACAUUUCUACCCAGCGUGCUUCAACCGCCACCUGUCCCAUCGCAGGGAAUCAAAUCAUUUACGAUUGAGGCAAUUCUAGGACAUUCAUAA